Molecule: messenger RNA, 1892 nt
Organism: Sceloporus undulatus (fence lizard)
Lineage: Eukaryota; Metazoa; Chordata; Lepidosauria; Squamata; Phrynosomatidae
Gene: KICS2
Product: KICSTOR subunit 2
Exons: 3
Coding region: 63-1406 (447 amino acids)
Biological process (GO): cellular response to amino acid starvation; protein localization to lysosome; negative regulation of TORC1 signaling
Cellular component (GO): KICSTOR complex
Source: RefSeq, a predicted model, not a curated record
GAGAGCGAGGCAGCAGAGUUCGCGCGAGGCGAGAGCGAGAGGCGAGGCUGGCGGGGCUGCGGAUGGGGGAGGCGUCCCCGGUGGGCGCGCCGGUGCCGCUGGAGCAGGCGGUGCUGGAGACCUUCUUCUCGCACCUGGGCAUCUUCUCCUACGACAAGGCCAAGGACAAUGUGGAGAAGGAGCGCGAGGCCAACAACAAGAGCGCCGGCGCCAGCUGGCUCUCGCUCCUGGCCGCCCUGGCCCACCUGGCCGCCGCCGAGAAGGCCUACCACAGCAUGACCUUCCUCGGGCAGAAGCUAGGUGGGCAAUCAUUUUUCAGCCGAAAGGAUUCCAUACGAACUAUAUACACAUCUUUACAUAAUGAACUGAAGAAGGUGGUGACAACAGGUCGGAAUGCAUUGGGCGGAACAGCCCCUCACCUGGAAGAACUGCUCUCUCACCUGUCUGAACAGCUCUGUUUUUUUGUUCAGGCUCGGAUGGAAAUUGCUGACUUCUAUGAAAAGAUGUACAGCCUCAGUACCCAGAAGUUUAUCAACUCUGAAGAGCUAAUAAAUAUGCUGGAAUCCAUCCUUAGAAAAUAUAGCUCAAGAUUUCAUCAUCCAAUCCUUAGUCCUCUUGAAAGCAGUUUCCAGUUAGAAGCAGAUGUCCUUACUCAUCUGUUGAAAGCUCAGGCGCAGAUCUCAGAGUGGAAAUUCCUUCCAUCCUUGGUUCAUUUGCACAAUGCUCACACAAAACUCCAGACAUGGGGACAGAUUUUUGAAAAGCAACGAGAAACCAAGAAACACUUGUUUGGUGGACAGUCUCAAAAGGCUGUACAGCCUCCCCACCUUUUCCUAUGGCUAAUGAAACUCAAGAAUAGCCUUCUUGCCAAAUUUAGCUUUUACUUUUAUGAGGCGCUCAGUCGACAAACAACGCCAUCUGAAAUGAAAGCUUUGACUGCAAAAACUAACCCUGAUUAUUUUGGGAAAAUCUCUAGCUUCAUCAGAAAAUACGAUGCUGUUAAUGUGUCUUUAAUCUUUGAUAACCGUGGAUCAGAAAGUUUUCAGGGACAUGGCUACCAUCAUCCCCAUUCCUACAGGGAAGCCCCUAAAGGUGUAGACCAGUAUCCAGCAGUAGUGUCUCUGCCCAAUGAUAGGCCUGUUAUGCACUGGCCCAAUGUCAUAAUGAUUAUGACAGACAAAGCUUCUGACCUUAAUGGUUUGGAAAAGGUGGUCCACUUUUACGAUGACAAAGUUCAAAGCACAUACUUCUUGACUCGUCCUGAACCUCAUUUCACAAUUGUAGUUAUUUUGGAAUCCAAGAAGUCUGAGAGAGACUCUCAUUUUAUCUCUUUUCUCAAUGAAAUUUCAUACUCCCUUAAGAACGCUAAAGCUUUUGCAAGCCUGAAGCCUGGAUCCAAAGGAUAAAAGUACUGUCUGUUACUGGACUAUAAAGAAACAAGUGCUAGGCUUCCAGAAGUAUACAUUUGUGUAUGUUGUCCCUUUUUUUUAAAAAAUAAGAAAGCAGCUAUUUUAAUAUUAAGUAUUUAAUGUUAAAAUAUUAAUAUUUAAUAUUAAGCAUUUUUGUUAAGAAAAGGCUGACCAGUGUAAAACUGAAUGGGAGGAUAAAAUGAAAACUACAUAAAUGUGCACUAAAAUGAUCAGGAUGGUAUUUUGCUCAACUGCUGUAUUUUUUUUAAGUCUAUGACACUUGGCCUCACCUGAAUUGAAUAUAUGCACUUUAUCUUUUGCUGGUCAUUUACCUAGCAUCUGCUGAAAAUGUGGCUUGAAAGGAAUAUGGAGUGAGGAUCUUUUCCCAAAAGGCCCAUUUCUGUUAAAGUAUUCUUUGUUCAUAUUCACUGGAAAGUGUUGGAAUUUGGAAGGAUAUAAUUGCAAUAAAUUAAAUGCAUCAUG